This is a messenger RNA of Striga hermonthica, 1074 nucleotides long. The record is from the annotation of a GenBank genome assembly. NCBI's taxonomy places the organism in Eukaryota, Viridiplantae, Streptophyta, Magnoliopsida, Lamiales, Orobanchaceae.
AUGUUACAGCGCUGGGCCAAUGGGAUUGGCAGCUUUUCUCCUCCCUCCUGUCUCCUUCGGAUCUCCUUCUCAUCUCCGGAAUUUUACCUCCUCAGGCGGGCGCGGCCAAGAUCGUUUGUUUUGGGGAUGGUCUUCCAAUGGGCUUUUUUGACCCGGUCUGCUUAUGUAUCUUUGUCUGCUGUGGAAACGGGCCCUAAGCCCCGGCUUUGGAAGGUGAUUUGGCGUUGGGUUGGCCCUCAACGCAUGAAGCAAUUUUCAUGGCUCGUGGCGAAAGAUCGACUCUUGACUAAUGGCGAGCGCCAUCACCGACAAAUGGUGGAUAGCCCUUUAUGCGAGUUAUGCCAAACUUGCCCGGAGACGACACUUCACGCGCUAAGGAAUCGUGAGAUUCCAUCUCUGUUUUGGAAAAAGCUUGUCCCUCGAUCCUGUUUGCUGACUUUUUUCGACAUGGAGCUGGGUAUUUGGCUUGAAACUAAUCUGUCCAUGCAUGUGAAUAUAACAGAUGACUCCUGGGAUGUUUCCUUUGGUGUUGGCUUGUGGAGGCUAUGGAAAGGACGUAAUAAUCAGAUUUUUAAUGGCCUUGUGCCUUUGGUGGACAGGGAAAUCAAUGGCCUUCGACAUAAGGUUAAUUCGUUACAGAAAGCGUUGGAUAUUGAAGAAGGAAAGCAACAGGUGGGUCAGUUUGGUGAAUGGUUGAAAGCGAUGGAGAUAGGAAGAAUGGGAGGGUCAUCUCAGAACUCAUCUCCUUCUCAAACUCAUAGCAACUUGCACACUCAAUGGAAUCACUCCAACCCAGGUCAGAUGAACUCAACAAAUGCAGAGCAGGAAAUGGGUAGAUCCAAUGGAGGGAUACCUCUAUCUAAUCACCCCAAUGACAAUCUAUCUGCAGCUUUGGUGGUUAGUUCUGAGAUAAAUACAGGUAAUUUUCAACCUGUGAUUCAAGGGGAAGAUCAUAACUUAAGCCUAUGGGUGCAACCAGUAGUAGAGGAAAACAAGAGGAUUGAUGACAACAGAAAGAGAUCAAGAGGCUAUAGCACCAAACCCAAUAGGAGUGGAUCUUGUGAUGAAACCUAA